Molecule: messenger RNA, 2971 nt
Organism: Sardina pilchardus (European sardine)
Lineage: Eukaryota; Metazoa; Chordata; Actinopteri; Clupeiformes; Clupeidae
Product: dihydroxyacetone phosphate acyltransferase-like
Exons: 17
Coding region: 127-2223 (698 amino acids)
Biological process (GO): phospholipid biosynthetic process; ether lipid biosynthetic process; fatty acid metabolic process
Cellular component (GO): peroxisomal membrane; mitochondrial membrane
Molecular function (GO): glycerol-3-phosphate O-acyltransferase activity; glycerone-phosphate O-acyltransferase activity
Source: RefSeq, a predicted model, not a curated record
GCAGCACAAGUAGCCUCGACUCGAGUAGGAGCUCCGUGAACGACGGACUGGAUCUCGCUGGCCGAGUCCCGUCUGAACAUUAAAAACAACAAAAAACUUCUUAUUGCACCGCUUCGUCAUUUUACAAUGGAGAGUCUGUGUACAGAGAGAGCACCUGAGCCAGGUGAGUUGACGGACAUUCUGGAGGAGCGCAGGAGGAGCAGUGACCUCAGCUAUGCCCUCAGGACGUUCUCCCCCCAGCCCUACAGAGGCCACCCCCCCAGCUCAGCCACCGCGCUCAACCAAGCCGUGCUGGACUCCCACUACCUACGCUACAUCACACAGGAGGUUGCCACAGAGAGUGGAGAGCCUGUGGACGUCAUCAGAGAGGAGGCUGCUGGGAUACUGGAGGAGAUGUCGCACAACUUGCAGCUCAGCUUCAUCCGGUUGCUAGGCUACACCCUCAGCAAGGUGUUCAAGAGCGUCUUCCGCAGGAUCCUGGUGAACGAGGAGGGUCUGAACAAGCUGCAGCAGGCCAUUCAGGAGCACCCCGUCAUCCUGAUGCCCAACCACAGGAGCUACGUGGACUUCCUGGUCCUCUCCUACGUCCUGUUCACCUAUGACCUCUCCAUCCCCGUCAUCGCUGCUGGAAUUCCUCUCAUGGGCAUGAAGAUGAUCGGGGAGAUCCUACGGCGUUCCGGAGCUUUCUUUAUCCGCCGGGCGAUCGGGUCAGAUAAGCUCUACUGGGCCGUGCUGUCCGAGUACGUCAGGACCAUUGUGAGGACCGGCUCUGCCCCUGUGGAGUUCUACGUGGAAGGACUGCGUAGCCGGACACUGAAGUCUCUGAAUCCCAAACUAGGCAUGAUGCACAUGGUCCUGGAGCCCUUCUUUAAGGGCGAGGUGUAUGACAUCUGCCUGGUGCCCAUCAGCAUCAGUUAUGACCGCGUCCUGGAAGAGUCUCUUCUGGCCCACGAGCUACUGGGGGUGCCCAAGCCUAAGGAGUCCACUACGGGUCUCCUAAAAGCUCGCAAGGUUCUGGAGGAUGACUACGGCUCCAUGCACGUGUGCUUUGGCCAGCCCCUCUCCGUGAGAGAGCUCUCCAAGGGGAGGAUCAACCGAUCGCAGUACAACUUAGUGCCCAGGGACUUGCCCCAGAAGCCCAGCGAGGAGACGCAGGCGCUGGUGAGCGUGUUGGCCCACGGCGUGGUGCGUCUGCAGGAGAGGGGCGCGGUGCUCAGCCCCUGGAGCCUCAUGGCCCUGGUGCUGCUCCAGAGCCCCGGGGGGGGCCUGGCCUUGGGCAGCCUGGCCCAGCGCACCGCAUGGAUACGGGGCCUCGCCACCAAGUUUGGGGCCCUCCUGGACUGGCCUGCGCAGGUUCCCGAUGAGGAGGUGCUGUUGUCCAGCGUGUGCCUCCACAGGUCUCUGGUGUGCUGUGCGGAGGGCCGAGUGUUCCUGCUCGACGAGCAGAGGUCCCGCACGGCGUCUACGUCAGCAUCAGCGUCAGCGUGCGUCUCCCCGGAGGAGGCCGUGCUGAGGCGCGCCGCCGUCGUGCUCAUGUGCGCCUCCUACAGGAACCAGGCGCUGCACGUGUUUGUGCGCCCUGCGCUGGUCGCCGUUGCUAUGGCCACCGCUCCCAGCAGCAGGAAGGAGGACGUCUUCACACAGUUCAGAUUUCUGCAGGAGCUUUUCUCCAAUGAGUUUGUUUUCGUGCCUGGAAUGGCUAUACAGGACUUUGAGGAGGGAUGUUCGCUGUUGUUGAGGUGUGGGGCACUGCAGGUAUCUGGUCUAGAGCUGACCGUGAUGGAAGAUGAGCCAGAAAUAGCAUCCUUCCUCAGAGCCAUCCUCCAACCCUUCAUACAAACCUAUCAGUUUGGAGCCCAUCCAGAGUUCAGUCCUUCUCCCUCGAUCUCUUCGGGUCCUCAAACAAGAUCAACAGCAUUUACAGUGGUGCUACAGCAUCUGACUGUGGACGGCGGUCAGGUGUUCACUGAGAGGCAGUACAUACCUGUGCUCCGCUCCUACGCCAUGGAACUCAUCCUAGCAGGUGAACUCAACACCUGUGAGGCUCUGUCGUCCGACACGCAGAGGAACGUUCUCUCCACACUCUUGAGGAUGAACGCUGUAACGAAAAUAAAAACAGGUGACCAGAGUAAGUUUAGAGUGAACAAAGCUGACAUCCAGAGAAUUGGAGACAUUUUGGCGGGGAGGAGACCUGCCCAGUCAGCAGCCUUCUCCAGACUGUGAGAUAGAGGAAGUGCGUGUGCCUGGACGCAUGGAUGCACUUCCUGUGUGAACACACACAACACUCUGGCUCCGUCUCAAACUACCUCCACCGUCACAUACGCGCCGGGCCACUAUGGGCUUCCGUCUGCCAAACAGUAUUUCAAUCUGUCACUUUUUCAACUGGAAACUGUGACACACACACACACACACACAGGCACGCACACACACACACACACACACACACACACACACACACACACACACACACACACACACACACACACACACACACACACACACACACACACACACACACCACUAACACUAACACACAGAGAGAGAGAGAGAGAGAGAGAGAGAGACGUAAUGUCAUUAUUUUCUCAUUAUCAGUUCAUCCAUUGUUAUACAGACUUUUCUAACAUCAUGACAUUCUGAGGCUGACAGGACUGACAUCAUACAUAAAGACUUCAGCCUAACCACUGCCAAUCGUUAUAUAACAAUAUGUCCUAGAAGUUGAGACAUGCACUAACAUGUAGCCUAGCUCCUGAUACAAAUAAUACUUGAUUUUAUAUAAAGGUCUGUGCUGUGAUUUGAAGGGAGCAUUCCCAGAUGGCCUAAUCUAAGUGACCUCAUCAGUAUGUUCUGUAAUAGAUGCUGUUUAAAAAAAACAACAACAAAAUGUUUCAACACGUUGUUGAAUUAUGGUGACUGUCUGUCUCGGUAUAUGACCUUUAAAUUGUGUAACAAUAAAGUAUUUGCACUAAUGUGA